AUGGCGACACGACGAUGGGGCGUGCCGACUCGCUCGGCACGGUUGGCGAGCCAGCUGAACAUGGAGAUUCAGCUCCUGCUGGCGGCUAUGCGGCAAAACAGCAAAUGGGUGGCGGGUCCUCGCGUCCUGGGAGAAGAAGUCGAAGUUCCGGAAGAUCCGUUGCUUCUCAAUCUUAAAAUUCUACGGCGAAACGCAUUUCUCUGGGCAUCUGGAGCAACGGAGGUGUCAGGAAUUCGAUCUGGUGGAGAUGCGUGGGAACGCGGCACGACUGGGAGGGACGUUGCGAGUAAAGCGGAGGUGCAGGGGGAUGGGGGAGCGGCGCGCGCCGAAAGCAGCGGGGAGGAGAGGCAGGCGGCGAGCUCACUGGCGUCGGGUGCGGACGGGACGGGGGGUAAGGGAUGCGGAGAUGGCGGCGAUGAGUGGGAUCGCGUGGAUCCGCUGGAGUACCUGGCGCCGUUCCUCACCAUCAUUCGCUCCGAGAAGACCAACACCGCCUCCACAGGCGUCGCGCUCGCCGCCACGCACAAGAUCCUCACCACGGGGUUCUUCUCCGCGAGCACGACGGGCGCCGCGCGCGCCAUGCACGCCGUGGUGGAGGCCGUGACGGGGUGCCGCUUCGAAGUGACCGACCACUCGUCGGAGGAAGUGGUUCUCAUGAAGAUCCUCCAGGUUCUCGUGGCGUGUCUGACGUGUCCAGCGGGGGAGCUGUUGUCGGAUCGGGACGUGUGCAGCGUGGUGAACACGUGCUUUCGCGUGGUGCACCAGUCCGCGCUGCGCAGCGAUGUGCUGCAGCGCGCAGCGUGCGCCGCCAUGCACGACAUGGUGCGCACCAUAUUCGCGCGCCUGCCAUCGCUGCCCAGCUCGCCGGCGACGGGCGAGGAGGAGAUGCAGGCGGCGAGGAGCACGGAGGGCACCAUGGUGCUGCCCGACGACGACGCGCUUGACGCCGCCGCCGCCAUCGACGCAGCGGCCGCAGCACGGCUCAAAGAUGGCGUGCAGCCGCCGGGUGAAGAGGGUGCCGCUGCUGCAGUGGCGCAAGCAGAGGGCGGGGGGGAGAACGGCGGAGGUGCAGGACAGGAAGGCGAGGAGAAAGUGCAUCAAGGGGAUGAGUCGCACCCUCUGCUGCCACCAGACGCGACUGGCGCGGCAUCUGCUGCGUCGCCUAGUGGCUCUGAGUCGCCAGGGACGGACUCGGGCAGCGAGGGGGACAGCCAGCUCGAGGGCGCGCCAGGGGACGAUUCGUCAAGUGAGAACGAGCAGGAGGCGGGGGAGGAGUACGAGGAAGACAGCAGUGCAGUGGACUUCACGCGCGAGGUGGUGCUGGGGCGCCCCUACGGUGCAGCGUGUCUCGUGGAGGUCUUCCACUUCCUCUGCUCGCUGCUCACUCUCGAGGAGAACCUCGUUGCCUCGCCCCGCGCUGCCAGUCCGCGCACCCCUCGCUCCUACGCAUGGGCGCACGCACACGAGGACAUGCCUCUCUUCGCGCUGCAGCUCAUCAGCACGGCACUGGACCUCACAGGCGAGCAUGUGGCCCUGCACCCGCGCCUGCUGGCGCUGGUCUCCGACGACCUCUUCCGCUCCUUCUUCCUGCUCGCAGCCUCGCCCAACCCGCUCCUCUUCCCGCUCAUCUGCAGCAUCGUGCUGCGCCUCUUCCUGUGCCUGCGCCGCCACCUCAAGCUGCAGCUCGAGGCGUUCUUCCUCGUCGUGCUGGCGCGCGCCGCACAGGAGCGCUAUGCCGUGUCGUUCCAGCAGCAGGAGGCAGCGCUGGAGGCGCUGCUGGACUUCUGUCGGCUGCCGGAGUUUGCAGUGGAGCUGUACAGCAACUUCGACUGUGACAUCAGCCGCAGCAACCUGCUGGAGGACCUGGGCGGACUGCUCUCCAAAAGUGCCUUCCCCGUGGCGUCACCACUGACCUCGCUGCAUGUACUGGCGCUGGACGGGCUGCUGGAGAUGCUGCGCCACAUGGCCCACCGCGUUGACUCCGGCCCCGCCCCCAAGCCCCCUGCACCGCCCAGCUACGGUAGCGGGCGGCAAGCGGAUGGGGUGGAGUUCUGGACGUGCCAGUGGGGCCCUCCUCCGCCCACCAGCGCUGCAGCUGCCGCAGGGUGGGGCGAUAUCGGAGCCGCCGGGGCGGGCAAGCAGCAGGGGGGCGUGGUAGGCGAAGGAGGAGGCGCAGGGGCAGGGCCAAAGAGCAGUGCACGUGCUGAGGUUGGUGGGUGGGGUGUGUGGGAGGCGGAGGGCGACUGGGGCCGGUGGGUGGAGUUUGUGAGGGCGAGGAAACACGUGAAGCGGCGGUUGCUGCAGGGGGCGGAGCAUUUCAACAGGGAUCCAGCGAGGGGGUUGCAGUACCUGCAGGCGGCAAAGCUGCUGCCAGAGGAGCUGGAUGCGCGCAAUGUGGCGUGCUUCUUCCGCUACACGCCGGGGCUGAGCAAGCGAGUGCUGGGGGACUAUCUGGGCGACCACGAGCCCUUCAAGGUCGCCGUGCUGCACGAGUUCGCACGCCUCUUUGACUUCCACGGCCUUGCCCUGGACGGCGCCCUGCGCACCUUCCUUGAGAGCUUCCGCCUGCCCGGGGAGGCGCAGAAGAUUGCUCGCGUGCUGGAGGCGUUUGCUGCGCGCUACUACGAGCAGUGCCCCGACGUGCUGGCGAGCCGUGAUGCGGCGUACAUCCUGUCGUACUCGGUGAUCAUGCUCAACACGGACCAGCACAACGGGCAGGUGCGGCACAAGAUGACAGAGGAGGAGUUCAUCCGCAACAACCGCAUGAUCAACGACGGCACCGACCUGCCGCGCGACAUGCUCACGGAGCUGUACCAUUCCAUCGCCCGCGACGAGAUCCGCGUCUCCGCUGACAGCCUCGCAGGGGGGGGGUCGGGCGCGGGCAGUGGAGCAGCAGGCGAGAUGAGCUACAGCCGGUGGAUGGACAUAGUGCGGCGUGCGCCGUCGUGCCUGGCGUACGUACCUUGUGGGGACUCACGGCCGCUGCUGGACCAUGACAUCUUCGCUGCCGUGUCAGGGCCCGCCAUCGCCGCCAUGAGUGUGGUGUACGACCACAGUGACUCCCCGGACGUGCUGCGGCAGUGCCUGCAGGGCUUCAUGGACGCCGCCAAGAUCUGCGCCGCUCACUGCAUGCGCGACGCCCUCGACGACCUCGUCGUCUCGCUCUGCAAGUUCACCACGCUGCUCAACCCCGCAGGGGGGACGGGGGCAGCGGGGGCGCAAGCAGGGGCAGGAGGGUAUGAGGGAGGGGGGAUGGAGGAGGAGGAGGCAGCAUUGGCGUUUGCGGAGGAUGCGAAGGCGACGAUGGCAGCAGCGGCGGUGUUCACAGUGGCGAACCGGUACGGGGACUACAUCCGCACGGGGUGGCGCAACGUGCUGGACUGUGUGCUGCGCCUGCACAAGCUGGGGCUGCUGCCCGUGCGCGUGCUGCUGGCCGCACAUGACGGUGCGGGGCAGGACGAGCUGGUGAAGCUGCCCUUCACAGGGGACGCCUCCACCGCCACCUCCACUCGCGCCGCCAUGCAGCACAGGGACGGCGACGGGGCCAGCGGCAAAGCAGGGGGCAGCGGCGGCAGUGGAUGGGGUGGAGGAGGGGGGCUGAUGCUUCGGUUCAGCCAGCUGUUCCUGCUGGAGUCGGAGGAGGAGCAGCAGCCGUCACAGCAGCUGGUGGAGGCACAGCGGCAGGUGCUGCGCGCCAUGGAGGAGUGCCGCAUUGAGGCCAUAUUCGCCGACAGCAAGUUCCUCCAGGCCGACUCCCUGCUGCACCUCGCCAAGGCGCUCAUCUGGGCUGCCUCCUCCGGCAGGUCGCUGCGAGGGGGCAGUGGCGCCGUGGGGGCGAGCACGGCGGACGAGGAGGACACGGCAGUGUUCUGCCUGAGUCUGCUGGUGGCGGUGACGCUGACCAACCGUGACCGCAUCCUGCUGCUGUGGCCAGCGGUGGCGGACCACCUGGCGGGCGUGGUGGAGACGGCCACGGCGCCCACGGCGCUGGUGGAGAAGGCAGUGUUUGGGCUGCUGCGCCUGUGCCGCCGCCUCGUGCCGUACAAGGAGGACGUGGCGGACGAGCUGCUGCGCUCACUGCACCUCAUCCUGCGCCUCGAUGCGCGCCUGGCGGACGUGCUGUGUGAGCGCAUCACCAAGGAGCUGCUCCUGCUCGUGCAGGCACAUGCUGCAGCCGCCGCUGCAGCCACAGCAGCUGCCACGGCAACCGCUGCCGGUUUCCCUAGCAGUUUCCCUGCAUCUCCAGGCUCUCUCUCACGCGAGUCUGGUCACAUCCGCUCCGCCGCUGCGUGGCGCACUUUGUGCUCGCUGCUGGCCGUGGCUGCCAGGCACCCCGACGCGGCAGCAGCGGGCUUUGAGGCGCUGCGCUUCGCCAUGGACGAUGGCAGUGCGGCACCAUCGAUGCAGCCCACCGCGUCGUCCCUGCACCGCACCAUGUCGCGUACACGCAGCGAGGACGGGGCGCGCUCUGUGCUACCUGCUAGUCUGCUGCCAUGCCUGGACGCGGCGGUGGAGUUUGUGGAGUCGAGGGCAGGCGGGCCAGCGCGGUCCGUGAAGGCGCUGGAGCUGCUGCUGGGGCUGCUGCGCCCACUGCAGCUGUGCGUGGCAGAGGUCACGGCGCAAGAGGCAAUGGAGAUAGGCGAGGGGGGCGAGGAGGCAAGGGAGGCGCAGUUGAAGGAGGUGUGGGAUGCAUGGAGCAAGCUGGCGUCGGUGGUGGCGCGUUCAGGCAUGGAGCAGAGGGAGGCAGUGCGCAAUGCUGCCAUUGCGGGCACACAGCAAGUGGUGCUGGGUGCGGGUGGGCUGGGUGUGCCUGUGCGCAUGCGAGUGCGGUGCCUGGAGGAGGUGGUGGUGCCACUGCUGGACGGGCUACUGGACACGGCGACGAGGGAGAAGCCAAGGGAGUUCAAGGGCAUGGAGGGCUCGCUCAUUCUUGCACUCAAGCUGCUCACCGCCACCUUCCUCUCUCUGCUGCCUCACCUCCUCCCCAUCUCUUCAUCCACCGCACCCCCUCCUCCCGUCUCGUCCCCUGACAGCAUUCCCACCUCUCCCUCUCCCCCUUCCUCCUCUCGCGCGGCCGCCACUGCCUCCAACAUUGCAUCGCCACGCCAGCUGUGGCUGGCAGUGCUGCAGCGCCUGGAGCGGUGCAGCAAGGCCAAGGUGAGGGCAGCACUGGGAGGGGGGGAGGCAUUGCAGCGAGAGGUGGGGGAGGCGGUGCGGGGGCUGCUGCAGACCAUGGUCCAGCACAGGGUGCUGCUGCCCCCUGCUGUCACACCUGCCCGGCCUGCUGGCAGCGCUGGCGACGAGCGGGAGCGAGAUGGCGAGGGUGCCAGCAGAGGCGAGGGGACAGGUGCAGGUGAGGGGAAGAAUGAAGCAGAGAGUUUGUGGGAAGUGACUUGGCGGGCCGUUGGGGUGAUUGCUCCUGGAGUUACAGUGGAUGAGAUGCUUCCCUUGGACACCAGGGCGCCAAGCACGCAGAGCAAGGAGGGGCAAGAAGGGGUGGGGGAAGGGGACUACGUGCUGGUGGGUAAGGAGGACGGGGAUUCACAGCAAUAG
This is a messenger RNA of Closterium sp. Naga37s-1, 5553 nucleotides long. The record is from the annotation of a GenBank genome assembly. Lineage: Eukaryota; Viridiplantae; Streptophyta; Zygnematophyceae; Desmidiales; Closteriaceae.